Molecule: messenger RNA, 353 nt
Organism: Nannochloropsis gaditana CCMP526
Exons: 2
Source: RefSeq, a predicted model, not a curated record
CGAGGCGUAAUUUAGCAAGCCUGAUGGUUUUUCUUCUCGUCACUUUGCUCUCCCCUUUCCCUAUCGCGGCCUCUGAAAUUGGAACAGGAGUGGACGGAGUUGUAACGGGUGGGGGGGAAGCCUGGCAGCACGCGCUCGGCGUCCUCCGCGUUGAAAUGCAGGCCUUAUGGUCCUUGACCUGGAAGCAAUACUGGGGAAGAGGAAAGAGGGAGGGAAAGUAUGGGAUGCGCUCGGACAAGGAAAAGGUGCAAGGUGCAUUGACUUACACGACCUUACUCUCCGAGCUCGCCAUGGAGGAGGAGGAGGAGGAGGAGGAGGGAUGGGAUCAGGAUUGGGAAGGGGAGGUAGAGGAC